AUGCCUCCCAAAAAACAAAAGGGCAUGGAGACCUGGACGCGCAACGUCGGACUUGAGGCUGAAUUGAUCAGACUAGGUGUCGCUAGGGAUGCUGUAAUGGAGAUGACAAGAGAACAACAGAGUGCCGAACUUGAUAGACUUGAGGGCCUUGCUCCUCGAAGUAUCGCAGAUGCAUAUGCUCAGACCUGGACAGACAAUCACCAACAGGCUGCCGCCGCUGCUGCCGCUUUCAUGAUCGCUAAUCCCCCUCCUCCUCCUCCCGCCCCUGUUGUUCCUCCACCACCCCCUCCUACUGUCGAGACUGCACCCGAGACCCCUCACGCUCCUCCUGCUCCUCUCUCUGUUCGAUCUGCUGACAAUGUUGACCAUUUAGGUAACGCUAAUGCUGGAAAUCCAGUUCAAGAUGAUCACCCAAUGGAUAUUGAUGGACCUGAAUUGACCAGCAUUGGUCUCCACCACAAUUCUCCGACUGAUAAUAAUCCUUGGCUCCUCCAACAAUCAAUGCAACCACCAAUUGCAGCCCGUCGCGCCGAUGAGCCUUGGCCACAACCACUCGGUCCUCUCUCCGUCGAAGUCCAAAGAUUCAUCAAUGAGGCCCCCAAUGAUCACCUUCAGCGCCAUCACCUCGAGGUCGUCGUCACUAUCGUUUCCACGAUGCCUCUGCCCUUGCAACACUCUUUCGCCCUCGAAACUCCUCACGUCCAAAUGAGCCACCUCUACCACAGAUACACUGAACUCAGACAACAAUUGGAACAACAACUCGCAAACAGAACACACAUCGAUACUGAUCCCCUUCUCCACACUCUUCCCGAACUCAGAAACUGGCUUCAAAAUACCUCUCUCGCACUUCAAACCCGCUGGGUCAACUCUGUCCACCCCGACCGCAUGGAAAUCCUCAGAGAAAAUGGUUUGCUGACUUGGAUGCAGGAUUACACUGUUGCCCACCUCCAAAGACUUGUCGCUACUGCUCCUCAACAUGUUCCUGAUCGUUUGCUGCAGGCUGAGGAUAUGGCUAGGUACAAUGCUGGAUUUGGUAUGGAUUACUUUGCUUGGUUCAUUUCUCCUGAGCGCAUGGCUUGGUAUGAGGGACUCAGGCAGAGUGGUCAACUGUAA
This is a messenger RNA of Aureobasidium namibiae CBS 147.97, 1113 nucleotides long. RefSeq lists its product as uncharacterized. The record is from RefSeq and is a predicted model, not a curated record. The coding region runs from base 1 to 1113 and encodes 370 amino acids. The transcript has 2 exons. Lineage: Eukaryota; Fungi; Ascomycota; Dothideomycetes; Dothideales; Saccotheciaceae.